AUGUCGAAGGACCCCGCAGCGCACGCGCUGGCGUUCCGCGUGAUGCGCCUGUGUCGCCCCGCGCUGCAGGCUGACCUUCCGCUGCGCUGCUCCGCGCACGACCUCUGGCUGGGGGAAGACGACCCGCCGCUCGCCUCCUCCGCGCCUCCGCCCCCCGACGACGCAGUCAGCACCGCCGCCACCGGGCUCGGCGGAGCUGGCCUGGGCGGCGCUGCGGGGGGCCGCGCGAGUGCGGGGGACGGGGGGUCGGGGCGCGGGUUGGGUGUAGUAGGCGCAGCAACGGCGGCGGCGGACAGCGACAAGUACUUCGCGAGCCGCGUGGAGCUGAGAUCGCCGUUAGACGCGCUAGGGCUGUCAGGCAUGCUUGUGCUGCCGCAGUCGUUCGGCUCCAUCCACCUGGGCGAGACGUUCUGCAGUUACAUCAGCGUUGGUAACCACAGCGACCGCCACGUCAGCAACGUCGUGAUCAAGGCGGAGCUGCAGACGGAGCGGCACCGAGUGGUGCUAGCAGACAACUCGAGCAGCCCGCUGGAGCGCAUUCAGGCGGGCGGCAGGCAUGACUUCAUCAUCGAGCAUGACAUCAAGGAGCUGGGCUCGCACACGCUGGUGUGUUCAGCGCACUACAUUGACUUUGGCGAGCACAAGGUGCUGCCGCAGUACUUCAAGUUCAUGGCUGCCAACCCCCUCUCCGUCAAAACCAAGGUGCGCACGAUCCGUGAGAGCACGUUUCUGGAGGCGUGCAUAGAGAAUGGCAGCAAGGCAGCGCUGUUCCUCGACCAAGUGCGCUUCGAGCCCACCCCCGCCUGGCAGGUGGCCCAGUUAGAGCCGGAGUUCACAGGCAAGGAGGAUGAAGAGGAGGAGGAUGGGGAGGAGGGCGCCAGGGAGGAGUGGGGAGGCGCAGCAGUGGCAGAUGAGGAGGACGACACAGUCACAGGGGUGGCGUGGAGCGAAGUCAGGGCGCUAUUCAAGCCGGUGGAUCUGAUUCGAGCCAACGGCGGCACGCGCCACUUCCUCUACCACCUGCACCGAACCCCCCCGCCCCCUGCUGCCGCCGGGGGAGGGGCGGCGGGGGAGGGAGGCGGGGGGGCCGCGGCGAAGGUGGAGGGGGGGAACACGCUGGGGCGGCUGGAGAUCCUCUGGCGGUCCACACUGGGGGAGCCGGGGCGACUGCAGACCCAGCAGAUACUGGGGAAUCCCAUAGCGCGCAAGGAGGUGGAGCUGAAGCUCGUCAGCCUGCCCAGCAGAAUCGUGCUCGAGCGACCCUUCCUCGUGCACUGUCGGGUGCACAACAACAGCGACCGCCCUUUGGGCCCGCUGCGAAUAGUCAUCGCCCGGGACGAGCCCGUCACUACCACCACCCCCAGAGCCAUCGUUGUCAGCGGCCCUUGGACCAUGACUAUCAUCAGCAUCGCUCCUAACUCAUCUGCCGAUUUCAAUCUGUCCAUGGUGGCACUAGCAAGUGGCGUGCACAAGAUAUCGGGGGUGGGGGUUGUGGAUGCACGGGACUCCAAGCCAUACGAUGCACUCACUCCCACCGAGGUCUACGUGGAGCUGCAAUGA
This is a messenger RNA of Closterium sp. Yama58-4, 1560 nucleotides long. The record is from the annotation of a GenBank genome assembly. NCBI's taxonomy places the organism in Eukaryota, Viridiplantae, Streptophyta, Zygnematophyceae, Desmidiales, Closteriaceae.